Pocillopora damicornis (cauliflower coral) is the source of this 2273-nucleotide messenger RNA. Its product is annotated as lactadherin. NCBI's taxonomy places the organism in Eukaryota, Metazoa, Cnidaria, Anthozoa, Scleractinia, Pocilloporidae. The record is from RefSeq and is a predicted model, not a curated record.
UUUGUUGCAUCUAUUUGGUGUUUUCGAUAAUUUUGGUGAAAUACCUACGUCCCAAACAGCAAAAUCAGCGCAUAACCAAAGGUACUCAUGUUUGAAAGCGAGCGGUUGGUGCUGUGUCCAUGCAAAUUUUGAAAUUCACAAAUGCAGCUGAAAUGCAUCGCAUUAAUUUGCUAUUUUUAGUCAUUUUGAUGCAAAAUCUUCGCUCAACACAGCAAAAUCAGGAUAAAACCCAAGGUAACCAUGCUAUAAAGCGAACAGAUGGUGGUGUGUCUUACGCAAAUUUUGAGGUUCACAAAUUUCAUCAUCUACAAGUAUCUCCGCCAGCCUUUCCCCAUGAAGUGCUUCAAGCUAAAGAAUGCGCGUUUGCCUGUGUUACUCAACAAACGUGUUACUCGUUCAACAUUGGGCUGUCUCCAAAUCAGAAAGGAAAAUUUCUAUGCGAACUUUUAAGCGGAGACAAGUUUAGAAGCCCAACAAAUUUGACAUUUUCGCAACAGUUUGACCAUUACAGCAUUGAGUCGCCGUGCUCAAGUCAUCCAUGCAAAAACAACGGUACAUGUAUCCCGAAUUACGAAGAGAAUACAUACAGUUGUAGUUGCACCCCUGGCCAUAGGGGUCGUUAUUGUGGCAAAGUCUGUUCAGCACCUUUAGGAAUGGAAGACUACAUAAUUACUUCUACGCAGAUUUCGGCUUCGUCUCAAUACGACAGUUAUCAUGCACCAAACCAAGGAAGACUUCACUUCAAAAAAACCGGGUCGUGGGUAGGCAGUUGGUCCGCGCUCGGGAAUAACGUCCAUCAGUGGUUUCAAGUUGAUCUAAGAAUUGAGACAACCGUUACAUUUCUGGCAACACAAGGACGAAAUAUGCAUGGACAGUGGGUAACCAAGUAUAAACUGCAGUAUGGUAACGACGGAAGCACAUUUCGGGUAUUUAAGCAAGACGGGGAGAGCUCUGAUAAGGUGUUUGUUGGAAACAGUGACAGAGAUACUGUUGUGAAGAAUCCUGUGAUCUCACCCGUCAAGGCUCGAUAUAUCCGGUUGAUACCCACAGAAUGGCACAACCACAUCUCUAUGAGGAUAGAAUUAUACGGCUGUCUUGAAAACAUGCAAGCUCUUGGCAUGGAAAGUGGCUCCAUUGCCGACUCACAAAUUAUCGCUUCUUCGAUGUACACCGUUUAUCACAAACCUGCGCGCGCACGACUCCAUACAAAGGAGCUUGGACUUUCAACAGGGACUGGUGGCUGGUCAAGUUUGACGAAUGAUUUAAACCAAUGGCUACAGGUCGAUCUCGGUAAAAUCACCAAUGUGACGUACAUUGCAACACAAGGAAGGAAUCAUUACUCGCCUUCACAGAGGGUGAAGAAAUACAAAAUCCAGUUCAGCGACGAAGGAGUCUCAUUUUUGUUUUACAAGAGACAAGGAGAUUCCUCCGACACGGUUUUCGAGGGCAAUUUCGACCGGGAUACCGUUGUUUAUCAUCUCCUGGAUCCACCUAUCACAGCACGAUUCUUGCGGGUAAAGCCAACUCAGUGGCAAAACCACAUUUCCAUGAGGAUGGAGUUAUAUACUUUCCCAGGAGAAACUUAAGCCUUUCACUCACCUUUGCAAGCGGCUGUAGGUUUAAGGACGAGCAGUACCUUCCAGGAAUUUCAGUGAGCCACAACGCUAGCUCAGUUGGCAGAAUACAGCAGUUGUAGUUUCUACAGCACAUCUUUCCGGGAUGUUUAGUUGAACGAUUUGGCAUACUAAUGUCUUCUUUACAAAAGUAUUGUACAAUUCGUACAAGUGUGUCGAUCCCUUCCUGAACACGGUUGUACAUUAUUUAUUAAUUAUCAGGAAUUAGCAAAACAUGACGACAGUUGUUUGCGAUCGUUUCAGUGCAUUUAGAAAAAAAUAGUAUAUAAGGCCUUUAUAUGUAAAUGGAUGACAAUGAAGUAUUCUUCCAAAGAAGGCCAAAUUUUUUUUAUUGUCCCAUACGAAUCAGAACAUAUCUCGCGUUAACCUUAAUUAGUUAAGUCUAUACAAGCAAUGAUUGAAAUCAAAAAUUACUGUACAAUUUCUUGCCCAAAAAAUAUCCUUGAGCUGAUAUAACAGUCUUAUACUAACAUGGGAAGCUAGCCCCGAAGUUUCGAUCUAAUACAAAGUUCUCUGGGUCGAACUGUCGGCUAAAAAGCAAGCCCAUCCCGAGAAAAAAGUAUCCGUUAGCGAAAUACUUAAUGUCUCGUGAGUGACUGUAAAAGAAAAAAAAACCAGACAACCAAACAAAAAAAAAAA